This is a messenger RNA of Alternaria atra, 873 nucleotides long. RefSeq lists its product as uncharacterized. Bases 1 to 873 code for a protein of 290 amino acids. The record is from RefSeq and is a predicted model, not a curated record. The transcript is spliced from 2 exons. Lineage: Eukaryota; Fungi; Ascomycota; Dothideomycetes; Pleosporales; Pleosporaceae.
AUGCCGGGCGAAGAUACUACGCCCUCCCGAACACCCACUAACCCCGCCAGUCGCGCAGGCAUGUCGCUGGCCGCCCUCGGACUCGAUAAUCGUGUGCUAAACCGCCCUCUUGACGACUGGGUACGGCAACCCGACGUAUCUGCUCGAUUGGUUCACUUUGACGAGAAUUUUCUGCGGGAACUAGAGCAGAUCGAUACCGAGAGCCUGUUGGACGCGGCGAGUACGAUCAAGAGCGGGUCGAUGGCUCCUGCGCUCCUCCACCAGUCCAACGGUUCGACCCACAACCCACCCUCACUACGCUCUUGCUACACCGAAGCAACGCCCACCGAGACAAGCAUAAGCACCGGACUUGUCAGCCACUUCUCUGGCGUCCCGCUGCUCGAAGACAACAAUGGCAUACUAGAGAUACCCCGCGCGCAGUUCAGAACACCAGUCUACGAAUGUGCUUUCUGGUUCCUGAACUGCGGUUACAUCUCGCAGAACAAAGAGGAGUGGGAGACACAUUGCUCGUCGCACUUCCGCGGCGAGGAACCACCUCAGACGGUUCAAUGCCCGUUGUGUGAUUGGGAAGUGACAUGUGAUUUGGGCCGACAUGCGUGGGGUAUGCGCAUGCAUCAUUUGGCAUACGAACAUACCAUGCGGGGCCAGACGCUGCGGACAUCGAGGCCAGACUUCAGGCUCUUCGAAUACCUGUGGCGGAUGCGGUUGAUCGAUGCUGAGGACUUGAAGGAGUUGAAAGGCGGAAAUCACAACUUGACUCAUCCUCCUGGGAACUUUGUUGAGAUGAACGGUCGCAGGCGUGAGAGGGGUGACAGGACACACCGGACACAGCAUGCGAGAGCACCGAGACCGCUCGAACCGCGCCGACACUGA